AUGGUUGGCUGGCUACUGGCAUCUGCUGCUGCAGUGUGUAUUGGCACGACAUACGCUCAGCCAUCGCCAGAAGUUCAAGCGCGUAUCAGUGCUGCCAUAGUAGCUACCCAGGUAUCCAAUUCCACGGAUAUCGACUAUACUGCUUUCGUGAAUCCUUUCAUCGGAACUGAUUACACCAAUUAUGGGGAUGUUUGCCCAGGCGCGUCAGUGCCCUUCGGAAUGGUCAAAUUCACCACCGACUUCACGGGUUACGCACCAGCGGGGUACAACUCGGAUCCGUCCCAAAAAGCUCGCGGCAUGAGCCCCCUGCAUGACAGUGGCACGGGGUCAUCACUCGGGACGUAUGGUAACUUCGAGGUCAUGCCCCUCCUUUGUCCUUCAGGAUUCGACACGUGCACCACCACGCUGCAGGCGCGUGAGAGGUAUAGGAAGAAUGAUAGCGAUGACGCGUACCCGGGCUACUUUUCGCUGACUCUAGAUAAUGAUAUCAAGAUGGAAGCCACAACGACGCGUCGUGCUGGGCUAGAACGCUUCACGUUCCCAAGGGGCUCGAAACCGUACUUCGUGCUCGACCUAGCCAAUGACUUGCCGGCGUCAUUUGCGGGCGGAACCCUCGAUAUUGACCCAGAAAAUGGUCGUAUCACAAUUGGCGGCCACUACGGCUCUAGCUUCGGUCCCGGCGCGUACCACUACCAAGCAUUUGCUUGUUAUGAUCUCUUGAACAGCGGAACUCAAAAGCUGAGUGAAUAUGGUGUCUGGACCGGUGAUACCUACGGCCUUGACGCAAAAGCACUCGGUCAGACACACCUCAAUCUCUCUCAGAACUUGAUAGGCGGUACACCCUACCAAUCAGGUGCACUCUUCUCAUAUGAGGGUAACCCGGAGGAAGUGAUUCUUCGCGUGGGUGUUUCAUUCGUAUCGACCGACCAGGCCUGCGCCAAUGCCGAGGAGGAAAUUGGCACAAAGUCUUUUGAAGAAAUCCAGAAGGCGUCCAAGGCUCUUUGGCAGGAGAAGCUCAGCAAGAUCGAGAUUGAUGUCGCAAACACACCCUCUAAUGUGACAGAGAUGCUGUAUUCAUCGCUGUACCGAGCGUCUUUGACUCCUAAUAAUGCUACUCUAGAAACUCAAGGCGCGUUUGCGAACACGACAUCAUUCUACUUUGACUCUCUUUACUGUAGCUGGGAUACGUUCCGAACAUUUUACCCCCUCAUGACUCUUCACUCCCCAGUCGAAUUCGCACAAAUCGUGGACAAUUAUAUCGACGGCUGGCGUAAACUCGGCUGGAUGCCUGAAUGCCGCGCAAACAACCUUCCCGGGUGGACGCAGGGAGGGUCUAGCGGUGACACCAUUGUCGCACAGUUUGCGGUGAAUUAUCACAAUGAAGCGAAAGCGCUAGGAAUCGACCUCGACGAACUGUACGCCGCGCUCGUCACGGACGGGCAGGUGAAUCCGCCCGAAUGGAAUACAAUGGGCAGGCAGGUGAAUGUGUACAAGCAAUUCUCCUACGUACCUUUUGCUGUUCUAGACACUGGGAGCACCGGUAGACAGACCAGGGAGGGAAGUAGAACUCUUGAGUACGCAUUCCAGGACUUCGGUAUUCGCCAGGUGGCACAAGUGCUUGGAAAAACAGACGAUGUUGAAUACUACACGAACCGAUCAUAUUGGUACCGCAAUGUCUGGGAUCCAACUGUGGAAAGUGAUGGAUACCAAGGAUUCAUGCAGAAGAGAUUCUCCAAUGGAACCUUCUAUAACACCGACCCUGUGGACUGCUCGCCAAAGGACACCAGGAGCACUCAGGAGUGCUCGCUUCAGGAGGAUAACCAGAGCGGGUAUGCACCGCAUGAUACGGGAUACUUGGUUGAGCUCAUGGGAGGAAAUACAACGUUCACGAAUCGACUCGAUCAUUUCUUUGAGGCACCCAUCGGAUACCACUAUGCAAACCAACCUUGGCGCUCUGUUGACCGUGUCCGCGAUGUUGUCAUAAACAACUUCAAUACCGGUCUUCCUGGAAACGACGACCAGGCCGCAAUGGCAACACUCCUCGGGUUCCAUCUCUUAGGAUUGUACCCAGUUCCCUCAACGACGCGCUACCUUAUUAUCUCCCCCUUCACGCCAAAAUAUACCAUUCACAACACCUACCUCAACACCAGCACUACGGUGACUGUUACCAACUACUCUUCUGCGUCUGUGGCGUACCCAAUACCCAAUGUGCCUGCGAAAAGUAGAUGCUAUAUUGAUUUCUAUGAUACGUUUAGAGUGGGUGGGGAGAUUGAAAUAGUUGUCACGGAGGACAAAACGUAUGAUUGCGGUGGGCAUGUACCAGAAAGUCUAUCGAUGGGGGGAUUUGCUAGUGCACGGUAGAAGAUUGAUGAUAACCAGUUCCCUGUUGCGAAUAACAUGCUUUCGAUAGCAAAUAGUAGUCAAGCUCAAG
Suillus subalutaceus is the source of this 2431-nucleotide messenger RNA. Its product is annotated as glycoside hydrolase family 92 protein. Gene Ontology annotation, molecular function: peptide-N4-(N-acetyl-beta-glucosaminyl)asparagine amidase activity; carbohydrate binding. Gene Ontology annotation, biological process: protein quality control for misfolded or incompletely synthesized proteins; carbohydrate metabolic process; glycoprotein catabolic process. The record is from RefSeq and is a predicted model, not a curated record. Bases 1 to 2361 code for a protein of 786 amino acids. NCBI's taxonomy places the organism in Eukaryota, Fungi, Basidiomycota, Agaricomycetes, Boletales, Suillaceae. Gene Ontology annotation, cellular component: cytosol; nucleus. The transcript is spliced from 19 exons.